Molecule: messenger RNA, 1155 nt
Organism: Verticillium alfalfae VaMs.102
Lineage: Eukaryota; Fungi; Ascomycota; Sordariomycetes; Glomerellales; Plectosphaerellaceae
Exons: 2
Coding region: 1-1155 (384 amino acids)
Source: RefSeq, a predicted model, not a curated record
AUGAGCUCCAGUCGUGCCAAUCGCGCCAAUCGUGUGUUGCCAUGGGUGGCGGGGCUACAAUCUCAUAUGCUUCCCAAGCGGGUUGGGUCGAGGAAUGCGACAACGCUCGAUCGUGUCUCCAGCUUCACAACCACAAGUCAUUGGGACCUUUGCCUUGCCGCUGACAGUGUCUGUAUCAUCCUUUCCACAGCCGAUAGAACUGUCAACAUUGCAGCUGCCAUGGACGAUCAGUUUGGCGGUCGCACCGACGACGAUUUGUUCUCCGACGACUUCGAGCCCCUCACCAAUGCUGUCACCGAGGUCCCUCCGCCGCCCGCGCCUGUAAUCGCACCAGCGCAAGGUGCGCCUCCAAAUCAGGCUGUCGAGAUCCCUGCUGGAAAGCCCGAUAGAUCACCGGCGCCUGCACCCGUCAAGGCGAAACCUGUGGUCAAAGGUUUGGCGCACUCAAAGUACAGCGACAAGCCUGCCCCGCGCCCUCCACGUCAGCCUGCCGCCAACAGCCCCUCGAACGCCAGCAAACCGAGCACACACCAGAAGCCGGCCGUCAACUCGCCGGCCGCCAGCCAGCCGGCGGCAAGCCAAGAAGCUCCAAACCAGGAGGCCUCCAGUCCGAGCCACGCGGCCCAGCCAGGCAGCGCGAGCAAUGACACGGCACCCCCUCCGUCCGCUCCCACUGGCCCCAGCGCAGGACCAAACGCGCCGCGCGCGGGCAAAAAGACAUCGGGAGUAGCACUGCCAGGCCAGAACACGGCGCUCAAGUCGGAAUCGCGCAUCAAGUCGGGGGCUAACCCGCGGACAAAACUCACCGAGGGCGAGUUGACCGAGAGAUUGGAGAAGAUGGCAAUCCUGAGUGCCGAGAAGGCGCGCAAACAUGAACUGUCCGAGGCCGAUGAGCGAACCCACGCCGCUGCUUAUGCCCACGGUAUGGAGGAGGCAAAGAAAAAGAAGGCUGCCGAGGCUGAGCGCAGGAAACGUGGGGAGGAGGAGCGGCGGCGGAUGGAUGCUGAACGAGCCAAGAACCGUGAAGCGGGAAGCUCAAGGCCAUGGAAAACAAGACGGGCGGCUGGGACCAGGGCAAGAUCGAAGAACAAGAACCAGGGAAGGGGACCGCAAAAGAGCGAAGAAGUCAAGUUCAGAGACAUGCGCUUUCUGUAA